This is a messenger RNA of Ogataea philodendri, 258 nucleotides long. RefSeq lists its product as uncharacterized. Bases 1 to 258 code for a protein of 85 amino acids. The transcript is spliced from 2 exons. Lineage: Eukaryota; Fungi; Ascomycota; Pichiomycetes; Pichiales; Pichiaceae. The record is from RefSeq and is a predicted model, not a curated record.
AUGGAAGGCGAACACCUCGCCAACAUCCCGAACGGGUUUGCUAACGGAGUCACCAACUGCGGCGCCAUUUUCACAGACGAGACAAAAACUAAGUUUGCCGGCUCGUCCUAUAACAUCGUGGCCAACUCCAGAGACGAGGUGAUCGAGUUCCUCAAGUCCGACCCUUACUACAAGGCCGGCAUCUGGUCGUUGGACGACGUUCUGAUCUACCCGUACGGUUGUGCAGGCAGAACCGCCAAGGACAUCAUCAAGCCUUAG